GCUUCAGGAAAUCACUUGGUGGAAAAAGCUUUCCUUUCUGUAAUCAAACCGCCCCAGCACAGAGUCAAACACACACUGAAGCGACAUCAAACUGUAGCAAAUGGACUCCUGGACUUUGAUACUGAAUCUGCGGUCUGUCCGUCGAUAGCACGGCCGGGUGUCGAGGCACCGGGCCGGGCCGGAACCAGAACCAGGCCCGGACGGACGGACACAUCCAGCGCUGCGACACCGGCGGGCAGCUGCGAGAGUGUGCAGGAACUGGCAUGCUCUCUGUAGGGGAAGUGCAGUGAGUUUUACCGUGACUUGCUGUCAGUAGCUGGACGGCAAGUUCUCCGGUACUUGAGGUUUAUCAGAUCGGAUGUAGAGGCUCGAGGCUGGAGCAUGGACCAGCGUGAAUUUAGCCAGAAGCGAGCUAACGCUAGCUAACACCGGAGUUAACGGACGUCAACUUUUGCUUGUUAAUUAGCGAGGCAGCGAGAGAAAAACAACGAGUAUGAGCGCCUCACUUUGGUUUAUGUGAAUGAAUAGGGGUUAUUUGAUAUCGCCUAACAUAUGUCAGUUCGCUCGUUAGCUAUUUUGUAGGCCUGAUAAAUGUUUCUGGAGCGAGUAUAGCGGUGUAGCUCAGUCGUUAGCUGCUAAGUUAGCCUGCCGCCCCGAUGAAAGAGUACAAAGUGGUCGUGCUGGGCAGCGGCGGCGUCGGCAAGUCCGCGCUCACCGUCCAGUUUGUCACCGGAACCUUCAUCGAGAAAUACGACCCGACCAUCGAGGACUUUUACCGAAAGGAGAUCGAGGUGGACUCGUCUCCCUCCGUGCUGGAGAUCCUGGACACGGCGGGGACGGAGCAGUUCGCCUCCAUGAGAGACCUGUACAUCAAGAACGGGCAGGGGUUCAUACUGGUCUACAGCCUGGUCAACCAGCAGUCAUUCCAGGAUAUCAGACCAAUGCGAGACCAAAUAGUGCGAGUGAAGCGCUUCGAGAAGGUGCCGUUGAUCCUGGUCGGUAACAAAGUGGACCUGGAAUCGGAGCGCGAGGUGGCCGGCUCAGACGGGAGAGCUCUGGCUCAAGAGUGGGGCUGUCCUUUUAUCGAAACUUCUGCCAAGAGCAAGACCAUGGUGGACGAGCUGUUCGCAGAGAUCGUCCGACAGAUGAAUUAUUCCACGCUGCCGGAGAAGCAGGAACAGUGCUGCACAGCCUGUGUGGUACAGUGAGGAAAGAGAUAUGCAUCAUUUGUGUGGAUCACCACAAGGAUUUUUGAUGAACCAUGACCCCGGGACAAG
Messenger RNA from Plectropomus leopardus (leopard coralgrouper), 1277 nucleotides. The record is from RefSeq and is a predicted model, not a curated record. NCBI's taxonomy places the organism in Eukaryota, Metazoa, Chordata, Actinopteri, Perciformes, Serranidae.